UCAUAAUGUAUUUAAUGUAAACAAUACAUCAACAGUAUCCGAUCUAGGCGCGGUCGAAUAUUUUUGUGAUGAAAGUUUUAAUGUUCUUCUAAUUUUUUUCGAUUUCUCAUUGAUUUGAGUCAACCAAAAAAUAGUUUCUCUUUCGGUUUUUAAAAAGAGAUAUCAAAAUUUUACCUCCACAAGGCUGCAAUCGCACCAUGCUCAAAGCAUCUCUUUUGGUCCUGGUCUUGGCGUUGAUUCACACAGGUGAUGCUGGGACGUACUGCUACCGAUGUGUUUCGACACACCCUGGAUGUGGAACGCCCUUCAAUUGGUACUGGCACACCGGGCAGUGGUGUCCGGAGGAGGAUGACAUGUGUGUCAAAAUCAUUGAGAGGAAAGGAGCAACUGAAAUGAUAACCAGAGACUGCCUGAGCACUGUCAAAUCAUUCAGAACCGAUGUCCCAGCAGAUCACUAUGAGGGCUGUCGUCCAGCAGCAAAAGACGUCAAGUUGGCUCAUUACGUCAACAAUUCCAUUAAUGAACUUGACAUAAGAAGGGAUCACUUUGACCAGACAACUUGGUGUUUCUGCUAUUUUGACUGGUGGUGCAAUAGUGCCCUCAUUAGCGUACCUUCCAAAGCUCUCAUGGCAACUGUAUUAGUUUUCAUCAAAUAUUUCCUCCAGUGAGACUUUAAAUAUUGACAUUUCACUUGUCUAGUGUCAAAAUUUAUGUUUGCAACCGUCGUGUUAUGAGGAUAAUUUUUUUAAGAAGAAAACUAAGCUAUCUUAAUUGCUGUAUAUUUUAUAAGAAUCGAUCCGAAUAGAUACAGCUAACAAUUCCGUCCAUUUUGACAACAUACAUGAAUAAAUAAACAUUAUUAUCUUAUAUAAA
This is a messenger RNA of Neocloeon triangulifer, 873 nucleotides long. RefSeq lists its product as uncharacterized. Gene Ontology annotation, biological process: positive regulation of voltage-gated potassium channel activity; sleep; regulation of synaptic transmission, cholinergic. NCBI's taxonomy places the organism in Eukaryota, Metazoa, Arthropoda, Insecta, Ephemeroptera, Baetidae. The coding region runs from base 198 to 668 and encodes 156 amino acids. The record is from RefSeq and is a predicted model, not a curated record. The transcript has 4 exons.